AUGGCCGAUGUUAUGUGUCGAGACCAGGAAUUAAAGCUUCCUUGCAACCAAUCAAGGCAGCAUCUUACCGCCUCUCUUCAGCAAGUCUCUUGGCUUUCCGAAGAGCAGAAGGCCCCAAUCAAGCCAGUGAGUAUUUCCUCAGAGCGACAAGCACCGAGACAUCCCGUAGCAUCUGGGCUGCAUCUGAAUCAUGACAGUGUCGGUUAG
Messenger RNA from Protopolystoma xenopodis, 207 nucleotides. Lineage: Eukaryota; Metazoa; Platyhelminthes; Monogenea; Polystomatidea; Polystomatidae. The record is from the annotation of a GenBank genome assembly.